UCCGAUAUUGAACUCCAAUACGAUGCCUAGCAAGACAGCUCUGAUGGCUGUUUUUCUGGUGCUGUCCAUUUUCAAUUUGCUCGUGGGCUAUGCAGAGACACACGCAGAGGUGAAGGGCGAGUCUUCCUGUGCCCAAGAUGCUGGACCAUCACUUCUUCAACUACGCACGCAGUCCUCACUUUUUAAUGCUCCAAAAGAGGAGCCGCUUGCGAUUAUUCCAGCACCAAAAUCAGUUCUCAGGAAGAAGGGAGUGUUAGAGAUCCCGCGAAUCACAGUGGAUGCACCAGCUGCUUUGGUACGGACUUUGGAGGAAUUCAUAGGGCCAACAGUAACCAGUGAAGAUGCAUUCUUCCAGCUGCGGUUGAAAGAUGUGAAGCUCGGAGAGGAAGGGUGUGUGCUCAACGUUUCUGAUAGGGUGGUCAUUGAGGCAGCUUCUGAGCAUGGCCUCUUCCAUGGCGUCAUGACUGUGCGACAGUUGCUGCAGAAGGAUUCGAAUUCGAAUGAUUUAAAUGGUUCGCGGUGGAAAAUUCCCAGGGUUGAGAUCCGGGAUGAACCUGCUCUCCACUGGCGAGGAUUGAUGUUGGAUGUCAGCCGACAUUUCUUCUACCCAGCAGAUGUGAAGCACCUCUUGAGAACUAUGGCGCUGUUCAAAAUGAACCACUUCCACUGGCACCUCACGGAUGAUCAAGGUUGGCGCUUUCCGGUGGCCAAGUAUCCAAAUCUCAUUCGUUUAGGAGCCUUCAGGCGGGCCUCCCCUCUGGGUCACACUGAUCGGACAGACAAUACGCCCUACAACCACUCUUAUACUGAGCUCGAGAUUGAAGACGUCAUUUCCUUUGCCGAAUCCUUGUAUAUUCAGGUAGUUCCGGAGUUUGAUUUGCCUGGGCACUCGCAAGCUGCAAUUGCCUCGUAUCCGGAAUUGGGAAAUUUCGAUAGUUCGGAACACUGGGAACCUCAAGUUGCUACGUCUUUCGGGGCUUUGCCAUACACUCUCUCUCCCUCCGAGAAGUCUGUAAACUUCACCAAGGACGUGCUCAGCGAAAUGGCAAGGCUCUUCGAGAAGUCCUCCUACAUUCACAUUGGCGGCGACGAAGUUUCAACUUCUCAGUGGUCCAAGUCACCUGUAGCCCUUGAAGUGGCACGCGAGAACAAUGUGGGCUUGUCCCAUCUGGAGGGCAUGAUGCUUGAGAAAGCAUCCAAUCAUCUCCAUGAUUUGCAUCGCAACGCCGUGGUUUGGGAUGAUGCUUUGGACAGUGCCAACAGCCUCCCACAAGGCACGGUCGUGAUGAUUUGGAGAGAAUUUGUGGGCUUGGGCAAGCAAGGAGACAAAGCGGCGGCAAGAGGUCACUCAGUUGUACUGGCUCCAUCAGAGCAUGCCUACUUCGACAGGUGGCAAGAUCAAAAGCAUGCCGAGUUUGAUGCAAUUUGCUGCUUUACACCAUUGUCUCGGGUCUACGAUACCCCCAUCAGGGCUGGCAGGGCCAAUGUUUUGGGCAUUCAGGGACAGCUCUGGAGUGAGUACAUUCGUCAAGGUGCUCGAAAUUUGGAUUAUAUGGCUUGGCCACGUGGAUGUGCUCUGGCAGAGGUUGCUUGGUCAGGUGAACAGCGACCAGGAUUCCAAGACUUCAGAGAGCGCCUUCAGAAGCGGACUCAGGAAAUCUGCUUCGCACUGGAAAAAAAUCCUCGCUUCUUCACGAAACGCUAGGCUCCCUGCUCAUACAAAUACAAGGACUUCAAGGCUUUUGACAUCUACCUCGGAGAGAUCUGAACAAGACAGGAAGACUGCAGAAGUAAAA
This is a messenger RNA of Cladocopium goreaui, 1796 nucleotides long. Lineage: Eukaryota; Dinophyceae; Suessiales; Symbiodiniaceae. The record is from the annotation of a GenBank genome assembly.